Molecule: messenger RNA, 4696 nt
Organism: Solenopsis invicta (red fire ant)
Lineage: Eukaryota; Metazoa; Arthropoda; Insecta; Hymenoptera; Formicidae
Exons: 6
Coding region: 830-2758 (642 amino acids)
Source: RefSeq, a predicted model, not a curated record
AGCAAUCGCGUCAGUUGGUGCUCAGCUGCCGUGGUGUGUGCAACGUACAGGCGUCUCUCGCGGGAUCGAUAUCACGUAUAAACGAAGGAAGGAGUUGACGCGCUCGCGUCCUUUUAACGUCGGGAACCAUACGGAAGCGUCAAAUCGUCCUGAACUCCGAGUUGCGAGGACGUCGCUGACACCCUCGUGCUACGCGUGCCAUCCUCUCGCAAAGCGUCCCCCUCUCCCCCGACGUGCAAAUAAAAACAGACACGCGAGCAUUUAAGGAUGCACGGUAUCCAAGCAACGUGAUUUCUCUCGGAUGCAACGCAGAUUUAUCCGAAGAAGAUGCGCAUCUAGGCAGAACGCCUCUCACGUUUGGUCGGAAAAGCCGUGACUGCCGAGCCAUCGACACGCGUUAAUUUCGCAAUCAGACGUAUCGUGAACGUCGCCGGCGGGCAGGAGGAGCACGCAGUGACGGAAGGAAAGGAGAUGACACGCGGGGUCGCGCAUCAGAACGAAGCCGCGAUCUUUUCGCGCGCGCGCAAGUAACAAUCGUCGAGGAGAGGUACGGCCUUGGAGGCGGCGAAUGACAGCUUCUGGCCGAUCGACAGUCGCUUACGUAGCAGCGGCCGCUUAGCUCGACGAUUCAUUCGAGUUUCGCAAUCUCCCGCGAUCCCCAACAUCGACCGCGAUCUCUUUUAUCCGGCCGCAGUAGGAAGAGGCCAAUCUUCCUCGUAGCACCUCGUUUCUUCGAACGAAACACAAAGCGCGACGGAAGUGGCGGCACGAUGUAGCGCGGUGAUCUCGGCCGAGAGGUGUUGGAUUUUCUUGCCUGAAUUCGAAAUCAAUGCGAAAAUUCGAGGAGCUAUCCGCGAGUGAGACGAGCUCGAGGAUGAAGACGAUGGGCGAUGUCGUCGCGGAUUCCAUCGACGAGAACGAUGGCACUGUGCAGCACGCCAGCGCGAGCAAGGAGUUCGGUCAGAGGACCCUGAGGUCCCUGAAGAGAGGAUUGGGGAAGCUCUGGAGGAGGCACCGAGGCAACGCAUCGAUUACCGAAUACGAUCCCUCCUACAAAGUCGCGUAUCUCGGAAACGUGCUGACCGGAUGGGCCAAGGGUGAAGGCUGCGUCGAGAAGCCCGUGUCGACCCUGUGGCGGAACUACGUAACCAGCAGCAGGCCCGACGUCUCCAUGAGGUUGACAGUGACGAACGGCGGCUUGACCGCGACCACCAAGGACCACGGCCUGACCGAGUAUUGGGCCCACCGUGUGACUUAUUGCACGGCCCCGGCCUCUCAUCCGCGGCUCUUCGUCUGGGUGUAUCGACACGAGGGCCGCAGGCUGAGGCCCGAAUUGAGGUGUCACGCGGCCCUGUGCAGCAAGGAGUCUACCGCAAGAAGGCUCGCCUCGAUCUUGAAUACCAGGCUGCAGCAGGCGCUCAUGGAAUUCCGCCGGGACAAGGUCUCCAGGCAAAACGCCAGAUUAUCUCUGGCGAACGCGUUGUACGACAAUCCGUCGUUGCCGCGUAGAAAGCUGCUUCUAAGCACCGGCGGCCAGAACUAUCGGCCGCCCUUGGAGAGGUCGAAGAGCGCUCCUAAGCUGUCGGCGAUCGAGGAGGACACGGUCGCCGAGGAGAUGGAGCAAAAGAGGCUGCUGGAGGAACUGCGUUCCUUUGAAAACGUGGCACGUAGCUGGGAAGACCAGGACGGUUGGACGAUAGCCAGACUGCUGGACGCCCUGAAUCGCGAAUCCGACGAAAACGGUAGCAUCUCCAGCGGAUGCGAAACCGCCAGUACUGCGACCAGCGAGGAGAGAACCACCGGACCGGAGGAGCAUCUCGCGCAGAAUCAAAAUGAUCAGCGUGGGUCGAUUAAAAGGGUUAUCUUCUCGGACGAACGAGUCGGCAGGGGGCCAGGUCCACGACGAAACUCUGAAGGUUCACCGCACUUCAUGACGUGCACCGGCAGUCCCCGUUUUAAUCCUAUUAAUUCCGUGAAGAGGUUUCCUUUAAGCGAAGAGGAAGAAUCGAUGGAAGAGGAAGAAGAGGAAAUGGAAGACACUGCUUCAAACAUGUUCAACUUCGAAGAUGUCGAGGAUCUCGACGACGUGAUAGAUUACCGGCCGAGGGGAGAGGUGAUGAACAGGAUUGAAGAUCCACAGAAAAGGGAAAGGCGAGCGAACGAGAAGUAUCCUGGCAGAAUAAGUCAUGAAUUUCUGCAAAACGAGGAGACUUCAUUCCUAACUCUGGAUUCUCUCGAUGAGGAGGCCGACAGCGAUGAGAGUGGUUACGUGGAGGCACCACCAAAGUCUUUACUGGGUCAAGACGACAAGAAGGAAGACGAAGAAGAAAGCGAACAUCCGCGAUUAGAGUCAUUUACGAAUAAAAGAGAAGACAAGUCGGAAUCAAUGUGUAGGACUGACGGAAGUGAGAGUCAGAGGACGAAACAUGAAGAUUCUAAAAUAGACAAGCAAGAGGAGAAAAAAACAGAGAAGAAAGAUUCUUUAUUGGUAAUCAGCGAUAAUCGAAAAAUGAAGGAGAGAGAAAGGGAGAGAGUGGACUUUAAGUAUCCUAUUUCAGAUACUAUCAGGAAGUUAGCUAGCGCGUCACUAAGGAGUUCCAAAUCUUUCGAGAUGACGAGCAACAGUUGCAUGAACGUCCUAAAUAAUUUCAAAACUUCCAAGUCAUUCGACAGCGUGAAGAACGACGAGAUUACCGUGGAUUCGCCAAGUCUUCACCAAAGGAAGCAAUUGUUGGCACAACGCGGUGUCAUGGUUUAAAAGUCCCUUUCGAGUUGAGUAUUUUUCCGAUUCUAUUAUGAAUUGAAUGGAAAUCAAUGGACAAAUAUUUGUCUGUCAGUAAGUUAUUACAAAUUAUUAAGAAUAUGUUUUAUGAAAAUAUAUCAAGUCUACCAAUAAAAACGCAAAAUUAAUGUACAAGCUCAAAUGUACCUAAUUGAUAGGUUUAUCAAGUUGUAUCAAUUAUUUCAUUUCAGUCAACCAAAAAUAAGGUUUUGUUGCAAAUAUUUGCCCUGGAGUCAUUUUUCUUAGUGCAAACUAGACUAAAAAUCUAUUUAAAUAAUAUCGAAACAACAAUUCAGUUAUUGUUCAAGAUAUCAUUUAAAUGAUUUACGCUAGACUUUGAAAAAUCUAGCUUUUGCUUUAAUCUUUGAGUGCAAGUUUUCACUCAUUUCAUUUUCAUACUAUCAUCGAUUUAAACACUUGGGUCGAAAUUCGACUUAAGCGCAAUAUUCUAAGGGAUGCCGUCUCUCUAGUUUGGUGGUUUUUCGUGUUUAAAGCUCGCGACCUCGCAGAAAAAACAUGCUAAGAUUGAUUAAAAAGCCGUUUAGCUAGAAAUUAAAUUUGAUACAUAAAAUAAUUAAGUCGGGUUAUGGUAAAAUAAUCACUAAUAAUAAUUUCCAGAUAAAUUAUGACAACUUAUUGUUUCAUUUUUUUUAAUAACACGAUUAAAAGGAUAUUCUGUUUAUUUUCUUACUCUUUUAUCACGCAAAGCUCCCAUUUCUGGCAUUACAACUACAGGUUGACAAAGAAAAUAUAUUUAUAUACACCUAUAUGUACAAGGCAGAUAUGAAUAUCUUGAAGCUGAAUCUUUGAUAACCGUAUUCAGAUGUAGUUGCAAAAUAAAAACAUCCUGCUCGGUAGAAUGGGUUUUAUCAAACAGUGUAGGCAAUUGGUAGAAUUGGAAUAAAAUCAACUCGUAAAAGCGUAGAAAUUAUAGUCUUGUCCAAAUGCAAUGAACUGGCUAAUUUAGCAAUAUGAUUUUUCGUUGAUAUUAUUCGUUGAAUCCUGUAAGAUGUCGACAGUGUCUUGUUAAUUAAUUAAUGUUAAUAUCGUGCGAUAAAUAAAUUAUUUAGUGACGAGUCGACGAAGUUAAGUUUGAAUUUUGUGAAAUAGGAAGUGUCUAUCUCUCGAAGACGGUAUAGUUAAGCAAGAUUAAGUGACUACGCUUGUAAAUAUGACUUUUCGCGAAGUGAAAAUAGACAAUAUAUCAUUGUUCGUAAUAUUAUUAUUAUUAUUACGAAUAAGAAUUCAAAUGAACGGAUACUGUAGAAUAUGACUUUGCUUCUCAUUGCGUUUUAUUAUCCGGGAAUUUGCAACUCAUUUUAAUGCAAAUCGUCCUGAGAACAAUCAAACCAUCCUACAAAUACCAUACGUCAUCACGUUCAAUAAUAUGUUUGUUUGAUUAUUAGGUCUACCGCUUUAAUGUGACGUCAAAGUUAUUUAAAUUUACGCGACGCAUCAUCAUUCAUUCAUUACUUUAUUAUAAAGGCUUCAUUACUCGCGGUAAUUUGUUAGAUCAGAAACAAGUGUCGCCUUUCCUUUUUUUCUACCGAUCGAUUAUCACGAGAGAGAAACAGUUUAAUGCAUAGUCAAAUAUACUUCGCGCGACAAUAAUAUGUGCGCGUUAUUUGAUCGGUCUGUUACGAUAGAAUUCGAACAUUCCGUUGAAAGCCGAGCCUCAGUAAUAGUACACGUUAUCGGUAAUGACGACGUUUACUCGCAUAUAAUAUAACUUGCGUCAUCGAUGAGACGUCAGGACGAGUAUUCCGAGAAUCGAGCAUGCCCGUCGAGGAUUUCGCCGCCGACGCGAAAUUCGAGACGCAUAUUGUGCCAGAUUACGGCCGGAGUCUAUCGCGACGAUCGUUGUGUACGAAAGAGAAAUGGUGUACCAAUAAAAUAAAGGAAAACUCGAAGGCG